Molecule: messenger RNA, 297 nt
Organism: Sphenostylis stenocarpa
Lineage: Eukaryota; Viridiplantae; Streptophyta; Magnoliopsida; Fabales; Fabaceae
Source: the annotation of a GenBank genome assembly
AUGGCGUCCCAAGGCAGAAGAGGUGGAGUCUCGCUCCCUGACAGGCCCAGUAAUUCCAGCUCCGUCCUCGCCAAGAUCUCGCGUUCCUCCAUCGUCGUCCGCGGCAAGGAGGCCGCUGGCGACGCCGCCUUCGUGGCGAAGAAGCUCCUCCGGAGCACCGGCAAGGCGGCGUGGAUCGCCGGCACCACCUUCCUCGUCCUCGUCGUCCCCCUCAUCGUGGAGAUGGACCGCGAGCAGCAGCUCAACGACCUCGAGCUCCAACAGGCCAGCCUCCUCGGCACCCCCGCCACCAAAUAA